UCAUAAUCAAAAUAUAUUCCUUAAAUAUAUUAUCUUUUCGAAUUCCAGAUGUAUUAAGAGAAUGAAAAUGAAGAUUAAUUAUUUGAAUCAAAUCAGUAUAGACACGAUUCAUCGAGAAAUUAAUAUGGAGAAUCAGCUUAAGUCAAUUAUAGCUAAAACAACUAGUACUAAAACAAUUAAUAGUCUUAAAUAAUGAAAAUAAACAAUGAAUAACUACCCUUUAAUUUAGCAGUAAAACGUUAAAAUAUUAGUAGGAUCUUCCUAAUCCAUCAGCUGAUGGUAUUGUCGAUCACCUAAAGAAUACUUUCAACUAAAAGUAAAUUUAUAUAGAAUUCGGAUACAAAACUUUAGUAUCGCUCAAUCCAUAUGAAGACACUGGCCAUUUGGGUGAUUGUUAAAUUUAAAAUUGGAAAAAUAAAUUCCUUCAAAAAAGUUAAAUUAUUAAUUUAAUAUUAAUAGAUGAUCCUUAAUAUUUUCCAUCACAUAUCUAUAAAGUAGCUUAACUUGCUUUUUAGUCCUGCUUUUCAGAGAAUAAUGAAUACAAAACAUCAUCUAUUAUAGCCUAAGGAAUUAGUGGAUCAGGUAAAACAGAAGCUACUAAAAGUAUUAUAAGCUACAUAGCAGCUGAAUCUGAAAGUGGAUCAUUUAAAUCUAAAAACCUUCAAAAAGCAGAGAUUGAAGAAAGAUUAGUUUCUUCGAGUCUCAUUUUUGAAGCUUUCGGAAAUGCAAAGACUAAAACAAACCCUAAUUCAUCUAGGUUUGGAGAAAUUGUUUCAGUUCAAUUUAAUAAAUAAGAAAAAUUAGUUGGUGCAAAUAUUUCUACCACACUAUUUGAAAGAAUUCGAGUCACAUAAAAAGGUUAUAUGGAUAGAAACUAUCAUAUAUUCUAUUAACUAAAAGCUGCUUAUUAGAGAAUUCAAGAAUUAAGUAAAAAUAAUCUAAAACAUAAUAGAAAAUUUUGCUUCACAAGUGUAAAUUAAUUAUAACAUUCUUAAAUUAGUAGAGGAAAUUAAAAGCUUUUAACUUGAUUCUGAAUUCCUACUUUUGAGUAUUCAAACUUAACAUACAUCAAGUUUUGAUGAAUUAUCUAUCCAAUAAAAAGAGAAAAAACAAGCUGAUUUAGAUUUUGAAAAUUUCAAAGAACUUCUAUAAUCUUUUGGAACUCUUAACUUUAGUUUAGAAGAUAUUAUAAAUAUACUUUAAUGUGUUGCUGGGCUUAUUCAUUUAAAAGAAGAUAAUUAUGAAAAAGCUGAGUAAUUAUUAAAAAUACCAAAUCUCAAAGAAACCAUAAAUUCUAACAUUACUAACUAAUUUUAAAGUAAAAAACUGUAAGCCGAAUCUAUCAUUAAUGGCAUAAUUAUGGAUUUCUAUUAUAAACUGUUUAUUUGGAUUCAAAAUAAAGUCAAUUAAGAUCUUUCUAAAGAGUAUAAUCCAAAUAAGAAAUUUAUAAUAAAUUUUUUUGAUAGCUUUGGAUUUGAGGUCAUCGAAAAUGAAUUAGGAAUUUAACAAAAUCAAUUAGAAUAGUUGAUACUCAACUAUAUUAAUGAAAAGUUAUAGAAUUAUUUUUACAUUCAAGUUAUUCAAAAUUCAGCAGGUAAUUCUAUAUUAUUCAUCUUUAGAAAUAUUUACUUCUGAAAAUCUAUAACCAAUUUCUGCUGAUUUUGAGAAAAAUGAUAGAAUAAUCACAUUGAUAGAAGAUGUAUUCUUUACAAGUUUAAGGGAUUGUCAUCUAUUAUAAAGAAAUACUGAAAAUUUAAAAGAAAUAAUUAUAAAAAAGUCUUAUGAAAAUUGUCUUCAAGCUUAUUUGAUAGAUGAAAAUUAGUUGAAGACAAAAAAACAAAACUUAACAAAAAGUUAAAAUAAACACAAAUUUGAAUAAAAUAUAUUAGGUAUCAGACAUACAGGAGGAGAAGUUUAUUAUUAAAUGGAGGGUUUUUUAACUCGAAAUAAAUAUAGUGUAAGUGAGAAUCUAUAAAAUAUAAAUAAAAUAAGUUAGAAUUCAAUAAUUAAUAAGUUCGAACUAUAAUCUUAAAAUCAAACUGUAUCUGAUCAUACUUUGAUAGUUACUAAAGAGAUGAUUUAAAGUUUUAAAUAAUCUGAUACAUGGUUUAUAAAAUGUUUGUAAACUAAUAAUUUAUGGCAACCAAAUUUUUUUGAUCAAAAUUGCAUAUUAACACAAUUAAAAUAAAGUGGAAUAGAUUAGAUUAUGUAGUUUUAAUCUUAAACUUAUUACUUAAGUAUACCUAAUUAAGAAUUUUUUGAUAAUUAUCGAAGUCUUUGUUCUGAUAUAGAUAAUGAAUAGAACUUGAUAGUGUACUUAAAUUAAUAAUAUAAAGAUUUAAAUCAAUAAAUAUAUCAUGGGUAAAGGAAAACUUUGAUUAAAAGUAAUUUUAAGAAAAUACUUGAUAAUAGAAUAGAAAAUUAAUAAAUUUAACCUUAUUUGAGAACAUAAAUAAAUGUAUAAAAUUAAGAGUUAUAAGAUAAUUACUAAAAAUAACUAAAAACAUUUACUGAAAAACUUAAAAUUAGUGAGGAAGAGGCUAAAUUUUAGAAAGAGAGAGCAGACGCUCUAUAAGAUAAAUUAAAUAAAUUAGAAGAAUAUACUUAAAAUAUGCAAAUCCUUUUAACUUAAAUUUCAAAAGUAUUUAAUAUGCCAUAAUAAUAAUAAUAAUAAUAAUAAUAAUAAUAAUAAUAAUAGUAAUCAUAAUCAUUAUAUUAAUAAUUCUAAUUUGAAUAAUUGGUUAUGAUUCAUGAUGAAACUUUUGGUCAAAACAAUAAUAAUCAAAACACUAUUGGAUAAUAAAAUGAUGAUUAAGGAAAAAAUUAGGAAUUCGGAAAAAUUGAGUGA
Messenger RNA from Paramecium sonneborni, 2848 nucleotides. The record is from the annotation of a GenBank genome assembly. NCBI's taxonomy places the organism in Eukaryota, Ciliophora, Oligohymenophorea, Peniculida, Parameciidae.